Molecule: messenger RNA, 1034 nt
Organism: Aspergillus candidus
Lineage: Eukaryota; Fungi; Ascomycota; Eurotiomycetes; Eurotiales; Aspergillaceae
Gene: pup1
Product: proteasome core particle subunit beta 2
Exons: 3
Coding region: 137-955 (272 amino acids)
Cellular component (GO): proteasome core complex
Molecular function (GO): threonine-type endopeptidase activity
Source: RefSeq, a predicted model, not a curated record
UUGUCCUCCACUCUUCUCCAACCCUCAUUGCUUCUGUCCACCUCCCAUCUCGCUCUCUCGUGCUGUCCUUGCAUUGGUUUCCUUCACUCGAUACUUACCGAAUAUUCCUUUCUCUCCCUAAUCCCGAACCGUCACCAUGGGUGGCUUCGAUUUCUCCAACUACAACCGCAACAACGUGCUUCACGCUAAGGGCGUGCCUCUCCCCAAAGCCACCAGCACAGGUACCACGAUUGUGGGUUGUGUCUUUGACAAUGGCGUUGUGAUCGCAGCAGAUACCAGAGCCACCAGCGGCCCCAUCGUAGCAGACAAGAACUGCGAAAAGCUGCACUACAUCGCCCCCAAGAUCUGGUGUGCCGGCGCUGGCACAGCAGCCGACACGGAGUUCACGACGGCGCUAAUCAGCUCUAACGUCGAGCUGCACUCGCUGUCGACGGGCCGACCGCCGCGCGUAAUCACCUGCAUGACGAUGCUGAAGCAGCACCUCUUCCGAUACCAGGGUCACAUCGGCGCAUACCUGGUCGUCGCGGGCGUGGACCCGACCGGCACGGGUCUGUACACGGUGCACGCGCACGGGUCCACAGACAAGCUUCCCUACGUGACGAUGGGGUCUGGCUCGCUGGCUGCGAUGUCGGUGUUUGAGUCGACGUGGAAGCCGAACUUGAACCGCGAGGAGGCGAUCGCGUUGGCGUCGGAGGCGAUCAAGGCUGGUAUCUUCAACGACUUGGGCUCCGGUAGUAAUGUUGAUGUCUGCGUUAUCGAGAAUGAUAAGCCGACUGAUCUGCUGCGGAACUAUAUGAAGCCGAAUGAGCGUGGCCAGAAGGCUCGCAACUAUCGCUUUGAGAAGGGUACUACUGCUUGGGUUAGCCAGAAGGUUGUUACCAAGGAGGAUAUGCGGAAGUAUGUCACUGUUGAGGAGGUCUCUGGGGAUCCGAACUUGAUGGAGGUGGACUCGUGAAUGGUGGGUUACAGGGUAACGAAGUAGAUUAAUCGGGUUAUACGCUUUGUUUCUGCACUUGGACGAAUGAGAAUUCUCA